This is a messenger RNA of Paramacrobiotus metropolitanus, 1685 nucleotides long. Its product is annotated as BTB/POZ domain-containing protein 3-like. The transcript has 8 exons. The record is from RefSeq and is a predicted model, not a curated record. Gene Ontology annotation, cellular component: P-body; cytosol. Gene Ontology annotation, biological process: neurogenesis. Gene Ontology annotation, molecular function: protein binding. Bases 152 to 1030 code for a protein of 292 amino acids. Lineage: Eukaryota; Metazoa; Tardigrada; Eutardigrada; Parachela; Macrobiotidae.
UUGCACAGUGCUGUCGUACUUGGAAGCAGAGAAGAUUUUCUCUUGGCCAUGAUCCCGUCCAACAACGAAGUCCACAUCGCGGAUUGCUAGUUCCUCUUUGUGCAGAACUGGAUCCACCGCGCCGCGAUCGCGGGGCAUCGCGGAGUCGCACAUGGCUCACUACACCCGAAAGCUGUUUGAAACACAACGCCACCCGUGGAUGGGAGCCGCUGACGCGGUUUCCUGCUGCACAAACCCCCGCUGGAGGCAGUCAACCUACUUCCGGUUGCUAACUGUAUUUCCGGUUCGUCGUGGCGCCAUUGACGGGGUCAUCGGUCGCAUGAAGCGUGCCUUAUCCCUCGCCGAACUAAGCGAUGUACAGUUCGCCGUGGGACGCGAUCAUGGCCAAGAGAAGAUUUUUCAUGCUCACAACAUAUUCUUGAGCCUGAGCAGCGAUGUAUUUCACGCCAUGUUCUUCGGGAAUUUGGCUGACAACAAUCAGGACAUCAUCCAGAUCCCCGAGAUUCCGUCCGCAGCAUUUGCUAACAUGCUCAGUUACAUAUAUGAGAAUGCCGUGGACGAUCUGAAUUGGCAGAACGUAUUUCCCACUUUAUACUGCGCCGACAUGUAUGACCUGCCAUGGCUGGCGGAGAUCUGCUGCGUCUAUAUACAGGUGGAACUCAACACAAAGAACUGUCUCAUAGCUCUGGAAAAUAUUAACGUUUGGGGUCCGAAUUUCGACAGUAUUGUGGAGGCAUGUUUGGAUCUGAUAGACGCCUCGGACGGUGCCGUCUUCCAGUCGGAAUACUUCACGGGACUGAGCCAUGGAACGCUGCAGAUGGUUGUGCAACGCCCCACACUGGCAGCGCCCGAAUACAUCAUCUACACAGCUGUCGAGGCUAAGUGGCAUUUGCCAUUUUUAGACCGGAGCGAGUGGAGAGCACUGCAUGGGCUGUUGAGGCUUGCAAGCGCAAGAAUGUGGACCCAUCCACCAUUAACCGGCGGGAAAUCCUGGGUGCCGUUCUCUUCCUUGUUCGCUUUCCGCUGUUGACCGAUGUUGAGCUAGCCAGCGGUCCUCUCAAAAAUGCUUUGUUGCUUCCAGCGGAACUCUGGGACAUCUUCAUGUACAAACAUAACAACGAGAAUCUCGUGCUGCCUUUUGACUGUCAACCGCGCAGUUACCUGCAAUACCGAGUCGGGGAGGCGGUAUUCAAACACAACGAAACGGUAUUUGCGCAGGGCCUCGAUGACGUCUGGUACCCGGCGGAGGUCAUCGGAGUGUCAGAGCAGAAUGUCAGGAUUCACUGGAUGAGAAAGAACAAUAAAUGCUGGCCCUUCAUGAGCCCUCAGUACGUCAUUCGUGCUGCGGAUAUUCUGCAACGUGGCCAACGGCUCCAUAUCCUCGUUUCGGGUGUGCCCGGUGUGGUUAGCUACUGUCACCGACGGGCGGGCCAGCAUGUGGUGGAGGUUGAUGGGCGGGAAAUGUCGUUUAAGACGGAGGAUCUGCUGCUGCGUCAAGACGAGGUCAUAGCGUGGGAAGCGGCCAACAAAAACGAAGUAAAUGGUUGAAAAUAUGCCAUUAUAUGCAGUACUCGUAUAACAUUAACCGGUAAUACGCGCAGGCUGUUUUGCUGCUUAUUGAGCAAGUCUUCUUUGUAAUCUCGCUUCGGUUUUGUUAUGGGCAUGUUUCGGAUCAUCCUACUCUA